This is a messenger RNA of Plasmopara halstedii, 5112 nucleotides long. Its product is annotated as Insulin-like growth factor binding protein, N-terminal. The record is from RefSeq and is a predicted model, not a curated record. The transcript is spliced from 7 exons. NCBI's taxonomy places the organism in Eukaryota, Oomycota, Peronosporomycetes, Peronosporales, Peronosporaceae. The coding region runs from base 1 to 5112 and encodes 1703 amino acids.
AUGCGGAAGCUGCGCACCUAUUACUCAUUUGCAUCGCCCCUCUUGCUGACAUGUGCAGUGUUUAUCUCGAUUGAAUAUUGCUUUAUGGAUGAGAUGCCGGUCUCCGUGCCCUCCACGAUCUACCGGAUUGAUAAUAAGACCGAGAUUAAAAACAUUUUCAAGUGCUCAAGCAUUCACUUUAUUGGCUCGUAUAAUGAGUAUUAUGUGGCCUGUAAGUUUACGGUGCCUGCUCAGGAGAAUCUCACGCUGCUGGAAAUUGUUAAUGUCAAGUUAGAUAGCUCAGCGCUGUCGCCUCUAUUUGGCGUCCAUGCCGAACUAAUAUUCCAGCUGAAUAUGAAUCUGACUUCGGUAUCUAUCCGCAACAGUCAAUUACAGGCCAGUGCUGUUGAUAUAUAUGCCGCUUACUUAUCGAUUGACGAGCAGUCAUCUAUAAAUGUAUCGGCUCGUGGGCUCAAGUUUGGACCCGGUUAUAACUCCUGGACAGCAAUGGGUGGUAGCUAUGGAGGCAUCGGCGGUGCAUCGCUUUCAAGUACUUAUCAAAUUUGUGACGAUGUUCCUCCAAACGAUUUUUUUCGAGCAGUGGGGGAUGUAUCAGCUAAUAUUGCUGAUUUUCGAGGGUAUGGUAGUGGUGGAGGCAACAGUGAAAGUCGGGGAGGCGGACGAAUUCGAUUGGAGACAGAGAAUAAUGUGGAGCUCAAUGGACUUCUGCUAGCAAAUGGAGGAAAUGCUUGUUUAAAUUGUUAUGAUAGUGCUGGUGCAGGAGGCACUAUUGUUGUUGUUGCGAAGAGACGAAUAUUCGGUAAUUCGACAGUUCAAGCGAAUGGAGGAGACCCAAGUCGCUUUGACAUGGAAAAAUAUUCUGGUGGUGGAGGAGGUGGUGGAGGCGGACGAAUUUUUUUUGAUUCCAUGGACGCGGAGGAGUUGGCACCUGAUCGAGUUGAAGCGUUUGGUGGCGGCAUAAGCUUUGAUAAAAACGCGUCAAUCGAAUGGUGCCAAUUGGGAGGUGAUGGGACCAUUUUUAAACUGCAGCACUCAUUAAAGAGCAACGAAGAGCUUGUUGAUAGUGAGUCGAGGAUCCAACGGCUCGAUGGUAAUGACACGUCAGUGAGUACAUUACUUAUUAAGGGAGCUCGGUUGGCAAAUGUGGGGCCCAUCAAGCGCAUUCAACUUUUUGGAUGCACACCAAUUUUUCAGCAGACAUCCAGGGGUGCACUUUUUUUGCCAGAAUCACUUGUGCAUUUAUUGGUAAGCGGUGGGGCUACGGUGUGCGCUUCAGUCAUCCAGCUGAAGGAAAGUGUUGGAGGCAUGAAUAGUUCAAUUGUGCUCGACUCUGGAUCAAAAUUCACUAUUCUUCGUCGCGAACAAAUGAUUCGUCUAGUGGCAUCGCAAAUAAUGCUUCAGGGUUCCGUUGGACCGUCGCCACCUCACAAGCGGAUCCUUCAUGCGCAAGUUAACAUCCGAACAGAAUCUUCAACCAUAAUAGACGGCUUUAUUUACCCUUUAAACACUCUACUGGAUCAUACGCGCAAUCUUGGCACGGGUGAAACUCCCUUAAUAAGCGUGACUAGCCUCAGAGAUGUCGAGCUACGCCCGCAAGCUGUGGAGUUGGGUAAAGUUGAGUUGCGAAUUAAUGCAGCUGGUCUAGGCCUCCUUGACAUGCCAUUCGAUUCUCCACUUCUUAAAUUGUCGAUUUCAGCUGCAAAUGUGUCGAUCAUCAAUGUGAACAGUGGACCAGUGCUGGAAUGCAGAGCAAUUCAGCUUCAAGCAAAUGCGUCUGCAUGUAGAAUAUUGCGAGAGUCAGCGCACCAUGAUUACUUGUACUCGAUUAAUGUCUUUGCUUUCGAGGAAGCUAAAUUAGGGAACAUUUCAGCAGGGUCCAUGAUAUUAUGUUCUGACGACAAAAUGACAAUCGAGGGCGCAAUUUCUAGCUCUUAUCUUGGGUGCGGCUCUGGAAUAGGCCCAGGUAAGAGCUUUGUCUUUGGCGAAGCUAGCGGUGGAGCCGGUCAUGGUGGAAGAGGUGGAAAUGUCUUACCUGGAGGUAGUGGUGGUGGCGCAACCUAUGACAUUCCAAAAGAUUCUUCCCUGCAGUCAGUGGCUAGUCGGAUUAAUAUACUGUCUGACGAACAGCAUUGGCCUAUUUGGCCAGGUAGUGGUGCUGCAAAUGGAGAUUCGUCGGGUAAGGUCAGUGGGGGCAGUGGAGGUGGCAUCAUUUACAUCGGUUCAAAGAUGCUUAAUCUUACUAAGUCGGCUAUAAUUUCUGCACGGGGCGGAGCGGGCUUUAAGGGCGGGGGUGGUGGAUCCGGUGGAUCACUGUCACUUUUUAUUGCGGAUAUUGCUGGUGGAGGUGCUAUUGCGCUGGAGGGAGGUGCUAGCUCGACAUCUCAAUCAUCUGUUAAUAGUGAGAUCCGAAUGCGGUCUUUAGUAUGGAACCCGAUUUUACUUCCGACUGAGAUUGAUGAAGACGAAGGAAAGGUUGGAGGUGGGGGCGGGGGUGGAAUUAUUAGUAUUACAUAUGUUGAUACAACAAAUGAUACAACUGCUGGCAAUGGGGAGAAAUUUAUUCAAGACGGAGGGCAUAUUUCAGUGGAUGGAGGGGUGAGCACGGGAGGUGAGAACGGCGGUCCGGGUGUCAUGGCUGGUUAUAACUGUCUUCCAGGACGUGGUGGUGUUUUCUGCUUGCCUUGUCCGGGUGGAACUCAUAGUCCUGGGCGAUUUUCGAAGUGCUUUCCGUGCGAGCCAGGUACUUGUUCAAGCCACGCUGGUGCUGUUAAGUGUGAUACAUGUUCUGUUGGCCAUUUUAAUCCGGAAUUCGGCAAGAAAGAUUGUCAGAAGUGUCCACUGGGGUCAUUUGGUGCAAAGUUGGGGCUCAAAAAAUGUGAGUUAUGCCCACCUGGUACAUUUGCAGGCUCGACAGGAAGCACCUCGUGCUCUUUUUGUCCUAUCGGUAGUAUCACUACUGGGUCUGGUCGGAGCAAUUGCACUUUAUGUGGAAUCGGAGAGACUACAGCAACAAUAGGGGCGACUGUUUGUGGUUCAUGCACGAAGAAACCUGUACACUCAGAAUUUAAUAUGCGUGGUAAUUGCUCAUACGCCUGCUACAAAGGGCGCAAUGGUCUCGAUUGUCUAACACCCUUCGAGCGAUUCGUUAAUCCUAUUGGUGGCCCAGUUGGCUUCGUCGUCCUCGUGUUAUGUAUGACGAGCUUGAUUUUUGGGGCAUGGGGCUUUCUUUCUCAUCGAAGCUCCGAAUCCGAGCUUCGUCGCUAUGCACGGUACAGAUCACAGAGAAUGCGGGACGAGUCAUCACUUAAAACACUUACACGCAAAUUGACCCCUCGUUUGACUGACCAAGAUUUUCAGUCCCACGUCGCUCGUUUAUAUUUUGCUGGAAAUAACCACCUCAAGAGUGCUUGGCAACUUAAUCCAUAUUUUUUGCCUAAAAACCUUUGCGACAUCGUUCAAGAAAGCACAUACGCGAACUUUGCCGCGACGUGCAACAAACUGGUGGAAUGGAAUCCUUCAAAUUGGGAAGGCUGGCUGUAUCACUUCUUACUCGCUACUGUUCCACCAUUAAGCACGCUUUUUAUGCGAAGGCGUCAGCUACAUCGAGUUAUGAAGCUUUCCCAAUAUACCAUGCAAUAUGGUGGUCGAUUUUUUCGUGAUGUAAACUUUCGAGUGCAUGGCACACAACUAAAAGUUGGGUUUAGCCCAGAUUUCUCCCUCUGUUAUUUUGACGUUCUUAUUUUAAAAUCAAGUUCUUCGCUAUCAUUGAACCUGGUAAAGUUCCAAUCUGUAAAUUUUGAAGACCAAGUGCUUGUGGUUGGUGGUAGUGGGUCAUUCUUCAGGCCAUAUCACCUCGAUACCAACGACAUAGUUGUGCGCGCCAUUCCGUCCCGUCUUGAAUUACUAGAACAUAACUUUUGGAUUGACUUUGUGGCUGAUCUCAAUGAAAAGCUGCGCGUGCUACCACAGCCAUCAUCUGCUCUCCGUCGUGUGCGCGAAGCUAUAAACGUGUCUCGUGAUAUUUUUAUGUUUUUGAAAGAGUUUAACGCGAAGCAUGUUAAACAUGAUUUUUCUGUGACAUUCGGGAUAUUUUCUGCUGAUUUUAUGGUUGGUGCCGAUGGAAAUAGUAGUUGUUUUAAACCCAUUGCACUUGAAAACGUCGACGAAACCUUUGCGUCAUUUCCACACGAACCUUUCAAGCUGGCGUUUCGUGUCUCAAGACUAAAUUUACGUGUGAUGCCACAACCAAUGAAAUAUGACUCGUCAACAUCCGAUCCACAUUUUCUUCAAUUACGUUCCGAAAAGAACGACUAUGCGAAGGCUGUAACAGAUCCACGGUCUACGGAUUUUCGGUACUCACGCAUUAGGAUGGAAGCUCUUUCCGCACAUCCAACACGUAAUUCGCUCGAAAAUAUCACUGACGACUCUAGUGAUGAUAAUGAUAGUCUCAUACCAAGAAGAAAAGCUCAAAACACCUGCAAGGUGCAGCAAUCGAGAGCGCUUUUGUCAUUACUUAUGUUGACAAGUGGCACAGUGAGAAAAUUGCUCAUUGGUCUCUGGUCACCAAUAUAUCCACUUUUCCGUCUGCGCAACUUACCACGCUCUAAGCUUCCUAUCCGGUGGUCAUUUCCUGUAGUGAUGGUGGUGCUUCUGAUUGCCGACAUGGGCGCUGUAUUUUAUAUUCUUGUGGAAUAUUAUUGUGUACAAGUUCGAGACCCCACUACGGAAGAGUCGGGCUGUUCUCGGACCGCGCUGUGGUCAUUCUUAGGAAUCUUGCCUGCAGCAGCCGCUGGGUCACCGAUACUCGGAUUGAUAUUCAUCACGAGAAAAAGUGUCUUUUUUGGGAAGUUGUUCACGCUAUGGAAUGCUAGCUCUGUUGUUAAUCAAGUAAUAGCUUUUGUUUGCGGGCUCGCAUACCUGGCUUACAUACACGACGACAUCCUUCUUGUGGCGGUCGGAGGUGUGAUUAUCAAGUACUUGGAAAAGGAGGUGGCAGUGCGUUGCAUCGCAGAAUACGCAAGCCGGCGUACUUUUCGCGGGUGGCGAGGUCUUCAUACCACGCGAGACUGGUAUGAUGCUGCUUAUACACCUUUAGUUCAUUACGAACGUUAG